AUGACCGCAACAUUUCCUGUCAUAGCUUCCGCUGGUAGCGGUCCAGCUGCAGCGCUUGCUCUCAACUUGAGUACAGACUCCAACGCCUGUAAAUCCCAGGAUAAGCAGGCUUUUAUCGAUGAGGCGCGAGAUCUUCUCGGAGUCACGCAUUCAGCAUUCGAAGCUCAUGAAGAGAGACGAAGCGAUAUUUCCAGGGAAAUUGACGAUUCGUCGUCAUUUGAAUCUUUCCCUCUGCUCCCCAAGGACCGAAUCGAAUAA
Aspergillus ochraceoroseus IBT 24754 is the source of this 258-nucleotide messenger RNA. RefSeq lists its product as uncharacterized. The transcript has 2 exons. Bases 1 to 258 code for a protein of 85 amino acids. The record is from RefSeq and is a predicted model, not a curated record. Lineage: Eukaryota; Fungi; Ascomycota; Eurotiomycetes; Eurotiales; Aspergillaceae.